Striga asiatica is the source of this 468-nucleotide messenger RNA. The record is from the annotation of a GenBank genome assembly. Lineage: Eukaryota; Viridiplantae; Streptophyta; Magnoliopsida; Lamiales; Orobanchaceae.
AUGGAAGAGGCAAUAUAUAAAGUUUCAACAGUUCAUUACAUUAUACAGGGAGAUGGUAGUCCACUUGUUAGCAUUAACUUACGAGAUGAACUGCAGGAAUUCGAAGCUCAGGGUACAAUUCGCGCAGUAUCUUCACAAUUUCUGAACAGUGUGCAACACUCUCCACCACACAGUAUCUUCCAUUUGCCGAAGGAUUCUCAAAUGCCAGAAUAUGCGCAUUUGCAACAUCUUUUACGUUCACCCAUUCGAAUGUAUGGUUUGGAUAUGCUUCUGCACCUGCACAUGCCAAGAAUAGGGUCGGACCACCAAGUCUCGUCAACAACAACUUCAGGAGUUCGAGGAUUGCCAUUGGCGAAAACGGCAACUACUGAUGAAGUCAAAACGACCCUUUUGACUGACGGUGUUUUCGCACAUGAUCGGAGCACAUUCAGAGUCCCCUUCAGGGCAGGAUCAAUCAAAUCUGCCUGA